AUGCGGAAGUACAAAAGCUCCCUAGAUGCAUUUGCUCAGAUCUUGAAGAAUGAGGGUGCAAGGUCUCUCUUCAAGGAAGCUGGUGCAAACAUCUUACUGAUUUUGAAGAAUGAGGGUUCAAGAAUUGAUUUGCAGGCAUGGCGUGCCAAGGAGAUUGCCCGUGAGCAGCUUCAGGGAUCUUAUAAAGAGGCCUACUGCCAACUACCCUUCCUCUGUCAAAAGAUAAUGGAAACAAAUCCAGGUAGUAUUGCUACAUUCGCGACAAAGGAGGACUCCAGCUUCCACAAGCUCUUUGUCUCGUUUCAUGCAUCAAUAUCUGGUUUUCAGCAAGGUUGUCGGCCUCUUAUUUUUCUUGACAGCACUCUUCUGUACUCAAAGUAUCAAGGCACAUUGUUGGCUGCAACAUUUGCAGAUGAGAAUAAUAGUGUCUUUCUAGUAGCCUUUGCUGUUGUUGAUGAAGAGACUGACGAAAAUUGGCAUUGGUUUCUGUCAGAACUCAAGUCUGCUGUCUCAACAUCCAGGCAAAUCACAUUUAUUGCUGAUUCCCAGAAAGGAAUAAGAGAGUCAUUACGCGAUAUAUUUGGUGAAGCCUGCUAUCAUGGUUAUUGCCUAUGCUAUCUGGCUGAGAAACUGAAUAGAGAUUUGAAGGGGCAAUUUUCACAUAAAGCAAGACGACUCAUGGUCUAG
Messenger RNA from Coffea eugenioides, 687 nucleotides. RefSeq lists its product as uncharacterized. The record is from RefSeq and is a predicted model, not a curated record. NCBI's taxonomy places the organism in Eukaryota, Viridiplantae, Streptophyta, Magnoliopsida, Gentianales, Rubiaceae. The transcript has 2 exons. The coding region runs from base 1 to 687 and encodes 228 amino acids.